AAAGCUGUGAAAAAAGAAAACGUCACUUCUGUUAACUUUAUGGCUGCCCUAGAAAAAUAUAACCUCAAAUUAAUCUGAAAACAAUACUUUUGCUUUUGUGAAGUUCAUUGUUUUUUACGAAAAUACAUCACUGUAGUCUUAACAACAUGUUGAAACCUAGUUUUGGCAGUUUUCAACUAAAAUUGGCUACUCGGGCAUUUAGCUGUUCUCCUGCAGUAAGUACGAAGGAAUGGCGAGUCUCCAAAGGUCUGCCGAUCAACAGGAACGCUGAGGGCAUUCUUACUGAUGGUCCAGACUAUACUUUUUUGGAUGGACGUCCUACGCCCUUAUUGCAUAAACAAAAACAGAGGAUGUUGAAGCAGCAAGGCUAUGCAUCUAGAAUAGUAGAACUAUGUUCCGAACUAGAGUUUGCGAAGACAAGACACCAGGGUAUCAUAAAAGAAGAACAAGAGAAAAGAGCCUCCAUCAUCAGAAACAGACUCAAAGCCAAGGGAAAUGCUUUUGAUAAUAAAUAGAAUUUUGUAUUAAUGUUUGUGUAGGUUCUAGUUGUAAAUAAAUGUUAUUUAAAUAUUGA
Molecule: messenger RNA, 574 nt
Organism: Pectinophora gossypiella (pink bollworm)
Lineage: Eukaryota; Metazoa; Arthropoda; Insecta; Lepidoptera; Gelechiidae
Gene: mRpL52
Product: 39S ribosomal protein L52, mitochondrial
Exons: 3
Coding region: 147-515 (122 amino acids)
Biological process (GO): mitochondrial translation
Cellular component (GO): mitochondrial large ribosomal subunit
Molecular function (GO): structural constituent of ribosome
Source: RefSeq, a predicted model, not a curated record